GCUUUACUUAGCAACAAGAUGGCGGACGACGUGCUGAGUUGUGUUGAUCAAUUAUUCCUUCCCGGUGAAAUUAUUCGGGAUUUGAAAGAUGUCGAUGAACAAGAGAAUAAAAUAGUGUUAGGGCCAGGAUUACGGGUUCAGGAAAAACAAGUAUUAGUGACAAAGCCUGGAAUUCUUCGUUUUAAAGAACAUAACACCUACUGGAUUGACUGUCACCAACGUAGGUAUGUUCCUGUGCGAGGAGACCACGUACUUGGAAUCUGCACAAUGAAAGCUGGUGAUGUAUUUAGGGUGGACAUUGGAAGUAAUGAACCUGCCGGAUUAUCAUUUCUGUCUUUCGAAGGCGCCAACAAACGUAACAGACCAGAUGUGAAAGUUGGAGAUUUAUUGUAUGGCAAAAUAUUGGUUGCUAACAAGGACAUGGAAUCAGAAAUCGUUUGUAUCAACAGUCAAGGCAAAUCAGCUGGAAUGGGUGUCAUCAGAGAUGGUGGAUUCCUCUUCACUUGUCCUCUACAUCUUGUACGCAAAUGUGGUGAUUCGGGCAGAGAUCGUCGCCACUUAAACCUUACUACAGCAGUCGAACGGUUGAAUUACCAAAUCCAAUGUCUGAUGCCUUCGUAAAUUGGAAACUUUCUCUCAAUUUAUUCCCUCACUUACAGAAUGGGUGGCUGGAAAUUAGAAAUAUUUAAGAUGGCAGUCUACAUGAGCUUUCCUGUUGGUCUUUUCUAUUAUUUUAACCAACCAGCAUUCUUUGAAAAUUGGAUGAUGUCAAAGCGA
This is a messenger RNA of Octopus bimaculoides (California two-spot octopus), 777 nucleotides long. RefSeq names its product exosome complex component RRP40. The record is from RefSeq and is a predicted model, not a curated record. Gene Ontology annotation, molecular function: RNA binding. Gene Ontology annotation, biological process: CUT catabolic process; U4 snRNA 3'-end processing; exonucleolytic trimming to generate mature 3'-end of 5.8S rRNA from tricistronic rRNA transcript (SSU-rRNA, 5.8S rRNA, LSU-rRNA). Gene Ontology annotation, cellular component: nuclear exosome (RNase complex); cytoplasmic exosome (RNase complex). Lineage: Eukaryota; Metazoa; Mollusca; Cephalopoda; Octopoda; Octopodidae.